Messenger RNA from Rhinichthys klamathensis goyatoka, 1403 nucleotides. RefSeq names its product proton-coupled zinc antiporter SLC30A1. The transcript is spliced from 3 exons. Gene Ontology annotation, molecular function: zinc ion transmembrane transporter activity; calcium channel inhibitor activity. Gene Ontology annotation, cellular component: endoplasmic reticulum; Golgi apparatus; membrane. The coding region runs from base 10 to 1314 and encodes 434 amino acids. Gene Ontology annotation, biological process: detoxification of zinc ion; zinc ion transmembrane transport; intracellular zinc ion homeostasis. The record is from RefSeq and is a predicted model, not a curated record. NCBI's taxonomy places the organism in Eukaryota, Metazoa, Chordata, Actinopteri, Cypriniformes, Leuciscidae.
GACAGGUCAAUGGCGAGGAUCUCCAAUCAUGUGUUCAUGCUGGUCUUGACCGCGCUCCUCCUGGUGUGUGAGAUCGUGGUCGGCCGAAUCUGCAGAUCGCUCCUGAUCGCGGUGGACAGCUUUCACACACUCUACGUCUUCUUACAUCUGUCUCUGUCGGCAUUGAAGCAUCAUCCCAGCUCUCCAUCUCACAGAAGCAAGCGCCUCGAGCCCUUCGGCGUCCUGAUCUCAGCUCUUCUGAUGGCGUCUCAGUGUGUGUCCAUCAGUCUGGAGAUCCUCACACACCUCGUGCAGCCAGAAGCCGUUCAACACCCACUCUUGUCUAUAGUGGUCGGAGGAGCUAGUCUGAUAUUCAAUAUACUCGUAUUGGCCUGGAGAAGGAGAAGUAGUGGAGCUCAUGACGGGAUCAAUAAAGAUCAUCUCCAGGAUGAGGCACUGAUGUUCUGCAACCCUGAAGCCUCUAGUGUUCUGGAUCCAGAUCGAGGCUCUUCUGAGUCUCCAAACCUCAGCGCCACUAAACCAGUUCCUGAGUCCAGUAUCAGUGAAACAUCUGAGGAAAUCAUCCAGAAACUUCCAGAAGAGCCUCGUCACCCGACCGGCACCGAACCCACCGUUCCCCGGCGUACUCCUAGAGUCUCCGGGUUCAGAGGCAUCAUCCUCGGUGUGAUCCAGGACCUCCUGUGUUCACUCCUCGUGUUGAGCACCGGGCUGGUUCUCCUGCUGUCCGAGGCGCACUGUCACCGGCCUCACUCGGACUGUCAUCUGCUGGUGUACCUGGACGCGGGUCUCUCCUCCGCCGCGGUGCUGGUGCUGUUGUCCGCGGCCGUACCGAAGCUCCACCGCUACGGGCUGCUGGUCCUCCAGGCGGUGCCGCGGCACGUGUGCGUCGAUCAGGUGCGUCGGUGCGUCAGUGCGGUUCCCGGUGUGUUCUCGGUUCACGAGCUGCACGUGUGGCAAAUGUCUGACGCGCUGCUGGUCGCGUCGCUGCACGUCCACUGUUUCGACGCGCUGAACGCAACGCAGUGUGAAGAUCUCAUAGCGAAGAUUAAAGAGGUUCUGGGCACGUUUGGCAUCGAGCACUGCACCGUGCAGCCCGAGCUCCUCCCCGGGCCCGCCGGCGGGUCCGUCUGCAGUCUGCGCUGCGGGAAACAGUGUGCGGAGAAGCUCUGCUGUUCCCAACAACUGGCGGAUGAUGAUUCCCAGAGUCCCAAGACGGAGAGUCCCGUGUGUGUCCAGGAGCAGAACUGCUCUCCAGCGCCUCAGAGUGGAGAUGAGAUGAUCAGAGAUAUGGUUAUUGAGAACACAUACCUGUGAUUUAACGAGGUUGUUGGUGUUUUUGUGAACUGGCAGCAGUUGCAAUUACUGUACAUGAUGGAGACUCCAGCAAUAAACACUUUUAAUAU